Molecule: messenger RNA, 692 nt
Organism: Theobroma umbraticum
Lineage: Eukaryota; Viridiplantae; Streptophyta; Magnoliopsida; Malvales; Malvaceae
Product: pathogenesis-related protein STH-21-like
Biological process (GO): abscisic acid-activated signaling pathway; defense response
Cellular component (GO): cytoplasm; nucleus
Molecular function (GO): signaling receptor activity; abscisic acid binding; protein phosphatase inhibitor activity
Source: RefSeq, a predicted model, not a curated record
UCUAGCAACCCUUUAUUGACAUUAAAAUCUUGUUCCAUUUCUCUUCUUCUCCCAAUCUUAUCACAGCACAGGGAAAAAUGGGUGUUACUAAGAUCACUCAAACGUUCCGAACCCAGGUGACUCCUGCCAGGAUGUUCAAGGCCUUGAUCCUUGACUCUCACAACCUCUGCCCCAAGCUCAUGUUUUCAUCUAUCAAAAGCAUUGAAUUCAUUGAAGGGGAAGGAGAUGCUGGUAGCAUCAAGCAGAUCAAUUUCACUGAAGCUAGCCCUUUUAAAUAUGUGAAACAUCGAAUUGAUGAGCUCGACAAGGAGAAAUUCAUGUGCAAGCAUACUUUGAUCGAAGGUGAUGCGUUGACAGACAAACUCGAGUCCAUCAGUUACGAGGUCAAAUUUGAAGCUUAUGGCUAUGGAGGUUGUAUCUGUAAGAUGACUAGUGAAUACAAGGCGAAGGAAGGUAUCGAGAUCAAAGAACAAGAUAUUGAGUUUGGAAAGGAUAGAGCUAUUGGCAUGUAUGAAGUUAUAGAAGCAUACCUUAUGGCUCAUCCUCAUGCUUAUACUUAAAAGAUGUGCAAUUUAAUUGUUGGAAAGCUUUAAAGAUAUGCAAUUAUAUAUUGUAAUUUUGGCAAUAAAUCAGAAUUUUGAUUGUUUUUUUUAAUUUAGUGUAAUUAAGGAAAUUCUGUGAUUUUGGAGAGA